Molecule: messenger RNA, 1197 nt
Organism: Vicia faba (fava bean)
Lineage: Eukaryota; Viridiplantae; Streptophyta; Magnoliopsida; Fabales; Fabaceae
Source: the annotation of a GenBank genome assembly
AUGGAAGCGAUGUCGUUUCAUUCGAUCUCCGACACUCAUUCACUCCUCCACCACCACCACACUCCUUCUUCCAUCGCCGCCGCCGGAGUAACAACUCGAUCUUCCUUCCUCAAAAUCACCCAACCCUCACACUCACACUCACACUCACACUCACUGGUUGCGUCUCCUCUUCGUCUCUCUGCUCUCUCUGCUCAACUUCCCGGCCAAGAAGGUGAUGAACUCAAUGCCUCCGCUUUACCUUCUCACCCUCAGGAAAAUCUAACCCAUUCUCAGAGUACUGAUGAUGAUGAUGAUGAUAAUGAUGAUGUACAUGAGCCAAUACAAACGGGCAUGUCAUGGUCAACUGUUACGACUCCGGGAGGAAGUGGGUCUGGUGGGGGUACACGGGCUGGACUUUUCAGAACUCCGAUUUCUGGUGGUGUCCAGAGUGCAACCUCGGCCCAUGGUUUGCCUAGACCUGCUUUAGCUGUUCGCAAUUUGAUGGAACAGGCCAGAUUUGCUCAUCUUUGCACUGUAAUGUCUCGAAUGCACCACCGACGAGAAGGAUAUCCAUUUGGUUCUUUGGUUGAUUUUGCACCGGAUUCGAUGGGCCAUCCAAUAUUCUCAUUUUCUCCUCUUGCAAUUCACACAAGGAAUUUGUUAGCUGACCCAAGAUGCACACUUGUUGUUCAGAUACCUGGAUGGAGUGGUUUGUCCAAUGCAAGAGUAACUAUUUUUGGCGAUGUUUAUCCGCUUCCAGAAGAUCAACAGGAAUGGGCACAUAAGCAGUACAUUGCAAAGCACCUUCAGGGUCCUUCUCAACAGUGGGGCAACUUCUACUAUUUUAGGAUGCAGAAUAUAAGUGACAUAUAUUUCAUUGGAGGCUUUGGUACUGUUGCUUGGGUGGAUGUAAAGGAAUAUGAAACCCUUCAACCUGAUAAGAUUGCAGUUGAUGGUGGAGAGCAGUAUCUGAAGGAGCUCAAUGCCAUUUUCUCAAAGCCCCUAAAGAAACUACUAUCUAAUGAGAUUGAGGUAGAUGAUGCAGCACUCAUAUCUAUCGACAGCAAAGGGACUGAUAUUAGGGUUCGUCAAGGUGCCCAGUUCAACAUUCAGAGGAUAUCUUUUGAUGAAGGACAGAGUGUUGAAACAUUAGAAGAAGCUAAAGCUGCUCUUCAGAAAUUAAUACACAUAGGAAAAGUGUGCAAUCUGCAUAAAUAA